AUGUCAUUCGGCAUCACAAAGUUUGUUAUCGGUGUUGGAGCUUAUGACAACAGACCAGGAUUAGCCUUGACGAUAGCAGCUUUGACGGAGACGCUUUUCUCCGCGGCCCAGCCGGAGCAAACACGGCGGGUGAGCAGCGUUACGCAACGGGGCCGUCACGCCCUGGUUGGCGCAGAACUGGCACGCAACCGUGGCGCCUCGGCCGGCGUGCUCGCUAGGAAUGUCACGGCACCGGCUCAGAUGAUACACGCUUCUGAGUUCAGAGAGCUCGAAAUACCGUGGCAAAGCCGCGUGCCUUACCACGGCAAAUCUGUGUAU
Molecule: messenger RNA, 318 nt
Organism: Iphiclides podalirius (scarce swallowtail)
Lineage: Eukaryota; Metazoa; Arthropoda; Insecta; Lepidoptera; Papilionidae
Source: the annotation of a GenBank genome assembly